Molecule: messenger RNA, 3601 nt
Organism: Anguilla rostrata (American eel)
Lineage: Eukaryota; Metazoa; Chordata; Actinopteri; Anguilliformes; Anguillidae
Gene: epoa
Product: erythropoietin a
Exons: 6
Coding region: 1072-1581 (169 amino acids)
Cellular component (GO): extracellular region
Molecular function (GO): hormone activity; cytokine activity; erythropoietin receptor binding
Source: RefSeq, a predicted model, not a curated record
GGGUCCUACCUCAACAAACUCUGACGCCCUCGUUAGUGGAUCAGGUGCCUGGAAGUCCACCUGUACGUUGCGUAGCAGGCAUGUAGCACGCUUUUAUCCAGAGCGACUUAUCCAGUACACAGCUGGAUGUAUACUGAAGCAGUGCAGGUUAAGUACCUUGCUCAAGGGUACAACGGCAGUGUGCCACCCAGGGUCGAACCUUUAGGUUACAAGACCAGUUCCUUAUCCGUUAUACUGCAGUGCCGCCCACGUGAAAUGUCGUCCUCCAGCUCACAUGCGCAAGAGCCUGACUUGUGAACAGUGUCAGGACAUGAAGCCACAACGGACCUCACAUGUUUUAGGAGUACAGCAUGUGCAACAACAAAAAAAAAAGCAUCAAAAUGCAUCAUUCAAAAAUGCAUUUACCACAGACCCAGAAGGCUCUGCAUACACAUUCUUUGAAUGUCAAGCCACAUGGUUGGGUAUGGACAGGCCUGAGGCCUCUUAUUUUUUUUUUUAAUGUUCUUGGAUUUAAACUUAAACAUACUUUUAAGGUCAUUUCCCAAUUUGUGCUUAUGCUUGAUUUCUACAAAUAACUGAGACCGAAAAAGGGAAUUUUGUUACGUUGGGUUAAAGUGGCGUAUCUGCGUCUUGCACACCUGCUAUAUAUUAUCUACGUCUCGCGUGAUAUAUUAGCUACUCGCGUGAAUGUGCUUUACCAUUACCCCUUCUUGUGAAUGCGGCCAAUGAUGCUCGUUUUCCUCUAAAUAAGUUUGUAAUUUCAAGAUUUCCUGGACUUCACGUCUAAAAUUGAUUAUCAGCUAAAUGUUAUUCUUAAAGCGUGAUCAAAGCUCACUUCGGGGGAUUCGCGCGCAGCCCUCAAACGUGCGGUUACCUCCACAUAGCAAUCAGUGAAGUGCCUGACCUGAGUUGUCACUUGAGAACAUCCAGCAGCUGUAUUCACAAAUAAUGCUUCAGAAAUGCGUGCCUGUACAAGGACAUCGGCUAAGCAGGAAGACGAUGGCAAUUCAGUGUGUGUCGCCAUAUUGGACCUGCUGCUGGAGAAAACUGUGACUCAUUGCUGUGCUUCUGAUGGUGCUGGAGUGGACCCGACCAGGCCUGCCCACCCCGCUGCGGCCCAUCUGUGACCCGCGGGUCCUGGACCGCUUCAUCAAGGAGGCCCGCGACACGGAGGCCGCCACGCGGGUUUGUAGGGAAGGCUGCGGUCUUGCUGAGCCGCUGACCGUUCCCCUGACGAGCGUCGACUACAGCAUCUGGGAAAAUAAAAAUGUUCAGGAGCAGGCCAGGGAGGUGCAGGCAGGACUGUCUUUGCUGGGGCAGGCCAUCAAUGUGGUCCGAGCAUCCGUCACCAAUAGUGCGCUACACAGCCUCAUAGAGAACAGCUACAACAACAUCCGCAGCAUAGGGCAAGUGCUCAACAGCCUGAACAUACAGGAGGCCCCAUCUUCAACAGGUGGGAGUGAAGAUACGUGGCGUGUGACCACCACGUCAGAACUGUUUCACGUCCACACCAACUUCCUGCGUGGCAAAGUACGCCUCCUGCUCUCCUCCGCCCCAGCCUGCAACCAGGACUCAAGCUGAUUGGAGCUCAUUGGGGGCGAGGAAGCCGGAUGAUUGGACCUCCUGAGGGAAAGGGGGCGGGGCAUGGACCCUGAUUUAACACGGGGCCUGAACUUCAUUGAGAGGAAGUUGUGGACUGAGGGAAUGCCGGUUGAAAAAAAAACUCACGCGGACGACACAACGAAUGGAUUAAUGGCUGACUUGUCCCAGAGGACGUGUAGCAGGUCGCACUUGUAGCGCGUGACACGACGCUCGCGGGAGUUCAGACGGGCAGGCAAUGACGGAUUGGGGUGCCAGUUGAAAACACUGCAGUAGAACGGCCCCAGAACCCUGCGCUCACCCCCCCCCCCCCCUUCCGUGUGCGCCUGUGCAACUGGACCCAAACGUUUGGACCCACGGGAACUGCGACAGGACCCAGCCCUCUGCACUGCACUGCACCCUUCGCAUCGUCAGCUGACCUGUCCUUGCUGAGGAGCCCUGUAGUCUCCAGUCCGCACGGCUUACCGCACCACACAACUGAAUUAAUCGUUGCUGCGCAAUUGUUGUUCUCAUGUCAUCCAUUUGUUCUUUUCUUCAUGUUUUUUACAUCACUUUUAUAAUAUAAUUGUUGUUAUUAUGUGCUGUGUGUGUUUGUGUGUGUGUGUGUGUGUGUUUGUGUGUGUGUGUGUGUGUGUGUAUCAGUGUUGCAGUCUGAGUCUGAGUCUCCAAGUUGAAGUCUGCUUUGAGUCCCCUGUGUUCCACUCCUUCAUGAUCAAAGGACCGAAAAACUAUUUUAAGGGUCUGAACUAAACAAAAAAAAAAAUCACUCUUUGAAAUUGAGUUUAUUGGCAAGCUUACUACGCCCUGUCUGUUGAGUUAACCCCGUCCUUCUAGAAAAGCACUAGCAGAGAAAUCGCUGCUUCAUUUGACAGUCGCCCAACUUUGCAAUACAAUGGUCAAGGGUAUAUGUAUAUUCAAUAAAACGGAUAAUAAUGUGUGUUUAUUUAAAACACCUCAAAUCUGAACCAGAUCACACAGGCUUAGCGAUCUGGUUGAGAUUUCGGAAGUUUCAUAUAAAGUGGAGCCCUAGCUAACACAACAUGUUAUAAGCCUAAUAAAUCAACAACCCAUUUUUCAGUUAGAUUUUUUGUAUUGGAGUCAGUUACUGGCAGAAUUCACGGCAAAACGAGAACAAAAGUCUGAUCUGCAUUUGCGUGUCAAUGUCCUGCCAAUGUCAAUUAACCUUUGCACUGAGCGCCGAGCUAGCCACUGGCAUGAACAUUCGUCCCACAGCCAUCCCUCAGCCUCACAAUUCAAGUCUUUUUUCUUUUUUUUUGGUGGCUGUGAGUUAUGCCGGAGUACUUUGGGACCACCAAAAACCCCAUCUUGGGCUGACUGGGCGCGAGACAUGCGGUGAACGAGAUCACGCUGGCUCGUCCCACACCGCUUACUUCUCACGCGUCCAUUCAAACGGGCGACAGCGUUCCUGAGUGUCACUGCGACAGCGUGUUUUUGAAGAGCAAUUUCCCACCCCCGCUCAGUAGCCCGCGUACAUCGGAAAGGAAACCAACCUAAUGACAGCGGUGUUUUGUUAUUGUUUCUUCUAACCCUCAAUUCAGGGGCUCUGUUUUGGCUAGCUUGCAUGCCUCGAGUGAUUAAAAACAUUGAGAUUAACUGACUGGUGAAUGACGGGGAUAACAGCUUAAUGACAACAUUUGUAACUGAGGACACCUUCAACGUCAGCAGGCUAACUUGCUAGUUAUCGAUCGCUAUGUUUGUUAUAUUGUCGACAGCCGAAUAAUAUUUAGCCGGUUAACUGUUUUUCAAACAUAACUAACUAGAAAUGUUAAAAAGCAACCAUCUUACUACCUUAGUAAGCCUUUGUUUACUCAUGAAAUACCAGAGAGAAUGUUUGUCAUAACUCAAAACUGGCUAGAAAUCAUUUGAGUUGUGAAACCAAAGGCAAUAGCCGUCAAAAGAGGACAUGGUUAGUUUGCCCUAAGAGAUAAUGCAUAACUCGAGUCAACAGUCUUCCUGUCGAAGUCUGAGUCUUUGUGCUCGA